UGUAAAAUCAUGAAAAUGGUCAAGACGCUCUCAUUCUUGGUUGUCAAAAUCCUCAAGAACCUUGUGAGUUGUUAUAAGCUCCGCUCCGGUAAAAAAGAGCCGGGAUGUCUUUCCUUUUCCGGAAGAACGGGAGUAGUUCACGGCGGCGAAUCAAAGACAAACUUCGAGGUCGGAACUCAGAUCGCGGGAAGAGAGGAGAAGAAGAAGAGAGAGACAGAUACGAUUCGUUACCUGCACCGCCUUCUCCUUGGGGGUUUCUCUUCCCGGAGGAUUUCGAGCGAAUAGAUGGUAAUCUAAAGGCAGUUAUUGAAGAUGAAGAAGGAUUAGAUGUGAUUUACUGGAAGAAGCUUCUCGAGCUUGAAAAUAGCGGGAAAACUCCUAAACCUAGGAGAGGAGGUAAAUCCGAUGGUGAUGGUGAAGGUGAAGAAGAAGAAGGAUUCUACAGAGGAUCGGGCACUAAUCCCAAGGGAGAUGCGUUUUCGUUUCAUGUGAAGAAGUCUCAGUCUCCUUUAUCUUCAGGUGGAGAAGUUGGAGAUCAGAGUAAUAACACUAGUGUUGAUGGAGGGAGAUACUCCUACACUUCUUCUUCUACAGGCGGAUUUAGUGAUUAUGGAAAGCAAUCUCAAUCCAAAUUUCAAGCUCCUGGCGGCCGUCGUUAUCCGUCACUUCCGCUUCCUCCGGGUCAAUUAGGGGUGGCAACUGCUUCGUCUUCGACUAUGCCACCGCCCCUUACAGUCAAUCACGGCUCAUUUUCCUCUUCUCCGUCUAUUCAAACUGGUGGUGGUGGUGGUAGCGGUCUUUCGCCUGCAAUUCCCCUUCCUCCGGGUCAAUUCCCGCCAGCAAUUGGGUCUUCCUCUAUAUCGCCGCUGCCUCUUACAGUCAACCAAACCGUACCACCUCCUCCUCCGGGUAAGAAGGCACCUGGGCCGCCGCCACCACCUCCAGUGUCCAAAACCGGGCCACCUAAACCACCAUGUAAUGGGAAACGACCGACCAAGGCAGCUGAGGGUUCUUCUGCCAUAAGCAAAGAUGAUCCAGCGCAGCCAAAGCUCAAGCCUUUACAUUGGGAUAAGGUUAAUCCUGAUGCAAGUCACUCAAUGGUUUGGCAUAGGAUCGAUGGUGGCUCUUUCAACUUUGAUGGUGACCUCAUGGAGGCUCUGUUUGGAUACGUUGGCGCUCGAAAACCAAGUGAAGCUAACAGUGUACCACAGAAACCGACUGUGUCAACCACGCAGACUUACAUUCUUGAUCCUAGGAAAUCUCAGAACAAAGCAAUUGUACUUAAAUCUUUGGGAAUGACCAAGGAAGAGAUCAUUGACUUGUUAACACAAGGCCAUGAUGCUGAUACUGAUACCCUUGAGAAGCUUUCCGGAAUAGCUCCAACGCCAGAAGAACAGACAGAGAUCAUAGAGUUCAGUGGCGACCCCACGAAACUUGCUGAUGCAGAAUCUCUACUCUUUCACAUCUUACGAGCAGUUCCUUCAGCGUUUAACAGGUUCAACGUCAUGCUCUUCAAGAUCAACUACGGCUCAGAGGUUUCUCAACAAAAGGGAUCUUUACAAACACUUGAAUCUGCAUGCAACGAGUUACGUGCUCGUGGGUUGUUCAUGAAACUUCUAGAGGCGAUCUUGAAAGCAGGUAACAGAAUGAACGCUGGAACAGCUCGAGGAAAUGCUCAGGCUUUCAAUUUGACAGCUCUAAGAAAACUGUCAGAUGUGAAGAGUGUUGAUGGGAAAACUAGUUUGCUUCACUUCGUUGUUGAAGAAGUUGUAAGAUCCGAGGGAAAACGAGCUGCGAUGAGUAAGAUCUCCGGUUGUGAUAUUGCAGAUGCAUCUAGAGAAGAACAAGAGAUUGAAUUCAUAAAGCUAGGUUUGCCAAUUAUUGGUGGCCUUAGUUCAGAGUUCACCAAUGUGAAGAAAGCAGCAGGAAUCGACUAUGACUCUUUUCUAGCCACGACCUUGGCUUUAGGGACCCGGUUGAAAGAAACAAAAAGGCUACUAGACCAAAGCAAAGGGAAAGAAGAUGGGUGUUUGACAAAGCUAAGAUCUUUCUUUGAAUCUGCAGAGGAAGAACUGAGAGUUAUUACAGAGGAACAGCUCAGGAUCAUGGACUUGGUGAAAAAAACAACGAAUUAUUACCAAGCUGGUGGUGCAUUGAAAGAGAGGAACCUGUUUCAGCUGUUUGUUAUAAUCCGUGAUUUCUUAGGGAUGGUUGAUACCGCAUGUAGUGAGAUCGCAAGGAAUCAACGGAAGCAGAGACCAGCAGCAACGGUGGCAGGAGCAUCGCCUUCAACAGCAGCAACAACACCGAGCGCUGCUGCACCACAAAGAAACGCUGUUAGAUUUCCGAUUCUGCCUCCAAAUUUCAUGUCAGAGCAUUCAAGCAAAUAGCGAUGAUGACAUCCUCCAAGUGUGUUUGGAAAUGAAACAUCUGAUAGAACAAGGGACUCUAUUAAAACUUGUUUCAGAUUUUUCGUCUGUAUCGAGAACAAUCAGAAGCAAAUUUAAAUACACACACACAAAGGUUCACAAGAAUCACAUGAUGUAUGUAAGAGAUACUUGGAAAUUAAAACUCGCAAAGGGG
This is a messenger RNA of Brassica oleracea var. oleracea, 2583 nucleotides long. Its product is annotated as formin-like protein 7. Bases 105 to 2390 code for a protein of 761 amino acids. Gene Ontology annotation, molecular function: actin filament binding. The record is from RefSeq and is a predicted model, not a curated record. Lineage: Eukaryota; Viridiplantae; Streptophyta; Magnoliopsida; Brassicales; Brassicaceae. The transcript has 3 exons. Gene Ontology annotation, biological process: actin cytoskeleton organization; actin nucleation.